CCAGUUGGGGCUAUCCGGGGCCAGGCGAAGGACGAUCCCAAAGCGGAAGACGACGCAAAAGGCAAAGAGGAAAGUUUCUCCAUGGACAGCGAUCUAGACUACAGCUCCGACGACAACAUCCCCAGCCAGGCGGCCCACAAGGAAGAGGACUCUGGCACCGCGCUGGAGGAAAACCCCCAGAACACCAACAACUCCAACAACACCACGUCCACGGGCAAAAACCGGAGGAGGCGAACGGCCUUCACCAGCGAGCAGCUGCUGGAGCUGGAGAAAGAGUUUCACUGCAAAAAGUACCUAUCUCUGACAGAGAGGUCCCAGAUCGCACAUGCCCUCAAACUCAGUGAGGUGCAGGUCAAAAUCUGGUUCCAGAACAGGCGGGCCAAAUGGAAACGGGUCAAGGCAGGCAACGCCAACUCCAAGACGGGCGAGCCGUCCCGAAACCCUAAGAUCGUGGUACCCAUCCCGGUGCAUGUCAGCAGGUUUGCGAUCAGAAGUCAGCACCAGCAACUGGAGCAAGCCAGACCCUGA
Struthio camelus australis is the source of this 528-nucleotide messenger RNA. NCBI's taxonomy places the organism in Eukaryota, Metazoa, Chordata, Aves, Struthioniformes, Struthionidae. The record is from RefSeq and is a predicted model, not a curated record.